This is a messenger RNA of Saimiri boliviensis boliviensis (Bolivian squirrel monkey), 549 nucleotides long. Its product is annotated as c-Myc-binding protein. Gene Ontology annotation, cellular component: nucleus. NCBI's taxonomy places the organism in Eukaryota, Metazoa, Chordata, Mammalia, Primates, Cebidae. Gene Ontology annotation, molecular function: transcription coactivator activity. Gene Ontology annotation, biological process: regulation of DNA-templated transcription. The record is from RefSeq and is a predicted model, not a curated record.
CUAUUAAAAAUACAAAAAAACAGUCGCGGUCUCCGGGGCCAGCUAUGCCGCUGCCGCUGUCACUAUGGCCCAUUACAAAGCCGCUGACUCGAAGCGUGAGCAGUUCCGGAGGUACUUGGAGAAGUCUGGGGUGCUGGACACGCUGACCAAGGUGUUGGUAGCCUUAUAUGAAGAACCAGAGAAACCUAACAGUGCUUUGGAUUUUUUAAAGCAUCACUUAGGAGCUGCUACCCCAGAAAAUCCAGAAAUAGAGCUGCUUCGCCUAGAACUGGCUGAAAUGAAAGAGAAAUACGAAGCUAUUGUAGAAGAAAAUAAAAAACUGAAAGCAAAGCUUGCUCAGUAUGAACCACCUCAGGAGGAGAAGCGUGCUGAAUAGGAUUCUUCUCAGUUGAAAGACAAUGAAAAAUGGUUUUGUAUGACUUGAAUAGUUUGUAUAGUAUAUAAUCUUUUCUGAACAGAUGCUAUAGAACUCUUUUAAUAUGUUUAAUUCACCUGUCACAUUCUGUUAAAAACACAUAGAAUCAUCAAUAAAAACUCAAUAUAACUUUC